Molecule: messenger RNA, 3679 nt
Organism: Salvelinus sp. IW2-2015
Lineage: Eukaryota; Metazoa; Chordata; Actinopteri; Salmoniformes; Salmonidae
Product: serine/threonine-protein kinase 10-like
Biological process (GO): protein phosphorylation
Molecular function (GO): protein serine/threonine kinase activity; ATP binding
Source: RefSeq, a predicted model, not a curated record
UAACUUCGAUCACCAGUCAGUGGCCACAUGCAAUGGGUGGGAGCUGAACAACUUACCGCCUAUCUAUCUAAACUGGGACGUGAAGUUCUUCCAACUACAUAUAUCGUGCGUAAACAUAACGGAUCUGGACAUAGAAAACGACAUUUCCAUUACGGCCGCGGGAGCGACAAGGUGGGGCUUGUCUUUUUACAUCGAAGCAACAAUUUAUCCUCGAUAACUUUGCUGCAGCAGGUGGUCACCGUGUGGCAGUGGACAAUCACUGUGAAUGAAUAUGGAAAUAUGAAGUUGUUUUAUGACAACGCGUAGACUGAUAUGAACUGAAGGCUUAUUGUCUUACGUGAAAGGUGUGAAAAAUGUUUGGUGCGUGCUUCUAGAGAUCAGGUCGUUUUUUUUUGUCGGAAUACUUCUUUAGUUCAACACGAUUGAGUGAGACUCAAAAUAAUUGCUGUCUUCAGAAACUUUUAUUACAUUUUGCGGUGAAACUAUGGCUUUUGCUAGAUUAAGCCAAAUACUUCGCUUGUCUUCUUUUGACAUGAAAAAGAAGACAAAGCGAUAUGAACACGUUCAUCGAGACAUCAAUCCUAAUGACCAAUGGGAAAUUAUCGGAGAAUUGGGUGAUGGAGCAUUUGGAAAAGUUUACAAGGCCAAAAACAAGGAGACUGGAGAGCUGGCUGCGGCCAAGGUGAUUGAGACAAAGACUGAAGAGGAGCUGGAGGACUACAUGGUGGAGAUAGACAUCCUGGCCAAGUGUGACCACCACUACAUUAUCAAGCUGCUAGACGCCUUCUACUACGACGCCAAGCUCUGGAUCAUGAUUGAGUUCUGCCCCGGAGGAGCCGUGGACGCAACUAUGUUAGAGCUGGACCGUGGCCUGAUAGAGCCCCAGAUCCAGGUAAUCUGUAAACAGAUGCUGGAGGCCCUGGUCUACCUGCACAGCAUCAAGAUCAUCCACAGAGACUUGAAGGCCGGGAACAUCCUUCUUACACUGGAGGGAGACAUCAAGCUAGCGGAUUUUGGCGUGUCAGCGAAAAAUACCAAAACUCUGCAAAGAAGGGACUCUUUUAUAGGAACACCAUACUGGAUGGCUCCUGAGGUGGUGAUGUGUGAGACCAUGAAGGACGCUCCGUAUGACUACAAGGCUGACAUCUGGUCCCUGGGCAUCACCCUGAUCGAGCUGGCCCAGAUCGAGCCCCCGCACCACGAACUCAACCCCAUGAGGGUCCUGCUGAAGAUAGCCAAGUCUGAGCCCCCUACCCUGGAGCAACCCAGCAAGUGGUCACGGGAGUUUAAGGAUUUCCUGAAAAAGUCGUUGGAUAAGAAUCCAGAGAGUCGGCCAGACGCAGCACAGCUCUUGGAGCACCCCUUUGUCUGCUCGGUGAAGACCAACAGACCCCUGCAAGAGCUGGUUGCCGAGGCGAAGGCUGAAGUCAUGGAGGAAAUUGAGGACAAUAGAGAGGAAGGAGAGGAGGAUGACACCGCUGAGCUCACAGUCCCAGUGUCUCCAGACAAGGACCCGUCUCAGUCUAGUCUAGACGGGGACCAACCCACAGACACACCCUCCAAAACCCCUGUGGUGGACGAGGCCAAACUCCCCCUAAGACCACCCCACAAGGUCGAUGACCAGCUGAUGGACCGACAACUCCCCGACGAUGGCAUCAGCAUUGUGGACUCGGACAAGCCCGAGAGCGAGACCUCCGGUAAGACUGCCUCUGACUCAGGCAUCGAGGAUGGGAAGAGCACCCCCACUUCGGACGAGGGCAAGCCCGUGGACACCCCCGAGACCGAGAACCCACCCCUGCUGGCACAGCCCAAAGUGGUAGAGGUACCAGAGAUACCCCAAAGCCAGGAGGAGGGCAGCAGCAGCACCCUUACCCCAGACCCCACACCUCUGAUCGGGAUGAAUGGCAGCAUGAGGAGUGGGCCUCCGGAGAGGGCCUCUAUAGGGGCUAACAUGGAUAACCUGAUGCCCCACCACAAUGCCAAUGACAGAAUUUCCAAGAGGUACUCUGACGCGGGAAGCAUGUCUGCCUCUGAGAGCAUGGACAUCAGCCUCAACCUGUCAGGAGACAUGUCAGUCAACAAGGACGACGGGACCCUCUCCUCCAGGGUGGACUCUCGCUUCUCCAAUAAGACAUUGAAGCGCACCAGGAAGUUUGUCAUCGACGGCGUGCAGGUCAGUGUGACCACAUCCAAGAUCAUCAGCGAUGAUGAGAAGAAAGAUGAAGAGAUGAGGUUUCUCAGGCGUCAGGAGCUGCGGGACCUGCGUCUGCUGCAGAAGGAGGAGCACCGUGCUCAGGCCUUACUCAACACCAAGCUGGACGCUCAAAGAGAGCAAAUGCAGGCACGCUUCGACCAGGAGAUGAACGUGAAGAAGAAGUACUACGACACGGAGCUGGAGACCCUGGAGAAGCACCAGAAGCAGACCAUUGAGAAGAUGGAGACCGACCACACCGUGAGGCUCAGGGACGAGACCAAACGCAUCCGCGCCGAACAGGACCGCGACUACACCAAGUUCCAGGAGCAGAUGAAGCACAAGAAGAAGGAGGUGAAGAAUGAGGUUGAGAAGCUCCCCAGAAAGACCCGGAAAGAUGCCAUGAAACAGAGAAUGAACAGCUUUACACAGAUGAAGGAAACAGAGGAGCAGAACUUCCUGUCGGACCAGAAGAACCACCUGGACACAACGCUGAAGAGCAUAAUCUCAGAGAACAAGAGGGAUAUCUCCGAGACGGAGAGGCAGUGUCUCGACAAGAAACAACAUCUCGUCAGAGAAAGGGAAGCUACUAUCUGGGACCUAGAGGAGAAGAACCUUCAUGAGAAGCACCAGUUGCUGAAACAGCAGCUCAAAGACCAGUAUUUCCUCCAACGCCACCAGCUGCUCAAGAAGCAUGAGAAGGAACAAGAGCAGAUGCAGUGCUAUAACCAGCGGAUGAUUGAGGUGCUGAAGGCCCGGCAGCAGCAGGAGAAGGGUCGCAUGCCCAAGAUCCAGCGCAGUGAGGGCAAGACCCGCAUGGUCAUGUUCAAGAAGAGCCUCCGCAUCAACUCCACGGGCAGCGCCUCGGAGGACCGCGAGAAGAUCAAACAGUUUGCCCAGCAGGAGGAGAAGCGUCAGAAGGCUGAGCGGCUGCACCAGCAGCAGAAGCAUGAGAGCCAGAUGAGGGACAUGAUUGGCCAGUGUGAAGGCAAUGUCAUGGAGCUGGAGCAGCUACAGAAUGAGAAGUGCCACCUGCUGAUUGAGAACGAGACUCAGAGGCUCAAGUCUCUGGAUGAGCAGCACAACCACCAGCUCAAUGAGUGGAGGGAGCAGCUCAAGCCCAGGAAAACGGCUCUGGAGGAAGAGCUGAACCAGAGAAAGAGGGACCAGGAGGACUUCUUUAAGAUGAGUGAGGACUCCGAGUGCCUCAGCCCCAGCUCCCCAAACAAACUCACCAAGUUCCUCCCUUACUCUGAGUCCUCUACCACGUAGCCUGGCAUCUCUUCCCCUCUAAACACCCUCCUAUCUCCCUGUCAGGACGAACCCUAACCUCUUAUCCCACAUCAUAACCUGAAAGACCACUGCCAGAUGCCUCAGCCUCACCAGAAACGCUUGACUAGAUAGUCUUCCUCCUGAACUUUUCUUUAAUUUUUAAGAAAUAUUUAUGUUUUAAGUCAUGUUUAUUACAUUUACAUUUAAGUCAUUUAG